This is a messenger RNA of Cladocopium goreaui, 6594 nucleotides long. NCBI's taxonomy places the organism in Eukaryota, Dinophyceae, Suessiales, Symbiodiniaceae. The record is from the annotation of a GenBank genome assembly.
AUGAGUCGCGGAACUGGAUCUGGCCAAGCUCGUGGCGGCAACUGGGGGUAUGGAUACAGAUCAUGGGCCGGGCAGAGUUCAGCCCAUAACCCCUAUGUGGUCCAGAUGCCCAAGUUCUUGGAGCCGAUCGGAGAGACGGACGAUGCGGAGGACACGUCCAUCAUUGUGGUCGACUCCCGUGACGAUCGUAUGGUGUCGCCGUUCCAGACAUGGCUUGUCAGUGAGAUCAUGUCGAAUGCGGCAUCAUCGAUCAAUGUCCUCACGGAGAGGGACCAAGUCAUGCCUCCCAGUUCGGGUUUUCACAUAUCGCUCUUCGCCAACUACACGCUGGAUGGAAUCAAAGCUGUUUUGGCGAUCGCCGUGGAAGCCGAUACGGGGAACACAUGCGCAGGAUGGGAUGCAGGUGCAGCUCAAGCCCUUUCCCAUCCUGCAUUCCAGCCAUUUUCAUGGCCAAUGCUGCGGGAUACAUCCGCAUCCUACACCGACAUCAAGAUCUACAAUGGCAACGAGAUCCUCUUUCACUGGGUCUUGAGGGGUUUUAGAUCCGACACCGACUUGACCGUCCAGACCCAGUUCGUGGACGAGUUCUUCGUCAGGGAGGUCAACAAGGGAAAACCCCGCCUGUCGAUCGUGGUGGCGGUCUUCGUUGGUUGGAGGGUGUCGGUCAUGAGCUUUGAAUGUGGGGGCCGCACAUAUGCUCUGGGCCCGGGCGGCUCUGUGGUAGCGGGCGACUCUGCUCGCUCGAGAUUUGAGCUGCGGGUGUGUUCCAGAGCAUCGAUCGAUGCGGUCGGAAACGAUGCAGAUAGGCUGGAGUUCCGCUAUCGUGACGCCAACAACCGGAUGGACUUGAAGUGCUCUCGCACCUCUGUACCGGGCACAUGGCUCACGGUGUCCCAUAUUUCAGGUCCGACAUUGAUCAGGACUAUCACAUCGGUCCGUGAAAACAAGGCCCGUGUGGAAGGGCCAGAGCAGACCGAGCAGUUCGCUCAGCUUGCGGCAGUUCACGAAGGCUGGUGGAAGAAGUCUAUGGCUCAGGAUGAAGAUGACGUUGGCUCCUUGGUUGUCUUCGUGGAUGGUCUGGAAGAAGGGAAUUUCCACGUCCAAGCUCGCUCCAAGCUUUUUGUGAGAGCUCCGGAAGUGGUGACCGUUCGCGCCCUUGCUGAAAUGACUCAUCAGGAGUCGAAGCCAGCGCCGAUCGGCCCUCCCUCUCUGACAGCCGAGGCAUGGCUCACUAGCAGCGAGGCGGUCCAGGUGAACGAGGAGGAUCCCACAGGCGAAGGUACUGUGGUGGCGGUCAGGCGACAAACUGGCAUGGAGCUCAACCACCGCUCGUUCAGCACCCGUCAGAUCAAUGUGCUCAGCAAAGGGGAAGCAGGCCAUGUUGACGAUGCAGAGCGCGAUCGUGCACGGGAAGGCCGCAGAUUUGCUCGCUCGACAGCUGGCCUGACACCGGCGAUCUUUGCCGAGGAGAUGAUGCGCAGAUCAUGCAAUGUCACCACCGCCGUGAUCGAGGAGGUGGAGCCGGCUCAGCAUGUUGAAGGUCAGGUCCGAGCCGAAAUUGCCGCUGAUCUGGGCUACGGUUGUGCUGAGCCGCCGCGGGUUGGGUCUAAACGGCCCGCUGGCGCAGUGCAGCACGAGGUGCCGCUGAAAACGGCGAUCGACCCUCCGCCGGCCGGCCCAGGAUCCUGCGCCGAAGUCGCUUCGAUUCAAGAAGCUGAGGGCGGGGAGAAGAAGAAGUGGGGCCCGCGGCUCCAGCAGAUUUGCCAACGUGCCGGCUCGGCUGCAGCGAUCAAUGACCCUGCCAAAUGCGCAGGGCUGCAACCAGCAGAAGCCGCGCGGCUGAAGGCGCUCGCUUUCGAAGCUGGUGGUUUCCGAACGAUCCGUCAGAAUGUUCGGAAUUGGGAAAAGUUUGAGGAGUGGGCUGUUGCUCAAGGCCUCAGAGUUUAUCCACCCACUAUAGUGGCCAUCAUGAAAUACGCCAUUUACCUCUCCGAUCAGGGGUGUGGCCCGGCAGUUCUGCCUUCCUUCAAGUAUGCGGUCGGCUGGAUCUGCAAGAGGCUGGCUAUGGCGUGCCCCGAAAUGGGAGACACGCGCUUCAAGGCUCUCAUCGACAAGGUCCAUGCUGAGCGGGGCAAAGAGCUCAAGGAAGCAGUUCCCUUGCCACCUAAGCUGAUCGUUGCUUUGGAGGUGCUCCUCGCCCGCCUGAUCCUCGAGGACAGGAAAGCGGCGGCGGUGAUGACAUGGUGGGUUCUCAUUUUGAUCUACGCCUCGCUCAGGUUUGACGACGGGGUCCACGUCUCCCCUACAUCUCUUCAGAUGAAGGACGAUGUGCUGCUCGGAGUGGUUUGGCAGACGAAAGUGGAUCGCAAGAAGCGGGGCACCAGGUUUGCAGUCCCAGCGUGCUCAAUCUCUGGGACAGAGUGGUUGAAGAUGGGCUGGGAGAUCUUCCAGCCCAUGGUGACUGAUCGCGACUAUUUCAUUGGCGAGCUCAAGAAUGAGAAGGAGUUCAACCCUUCGCCCAUCACCUAUUCGAGAGGGCUCUCCUGGCUCAAGAGCUUUUUGCUGCAAGGCCUGAUGGAAGCUCGGCACCUCGAGCUGGUCGCGGUCAACGAGCUCAGUGGGCUGGAAGACGCAGUUCGCGAGGUCACCUGGCACUCCAUGAGGGUCACAAUGUUGGCUGAAGCUGUGAAAGCCAGGGUCGACGACAAAAUCGUCGGUCUUCAGGCGAACUGGAAAGAUCCCAGUCAGCUGGUUUUGAAGUAUGCCAGGCAAAGGAAAGAGCUCUCCGUCGCCAUGGUCAAAGAAAUGGCCGACAAGUUCCGGAAGAGCUGGACUCCGAAUCCGGAGGAGUUCGUUGUGGAGGAAGAAGAUGAAGAGGUGACGGAACCGGUGGUCAUCGAGUUCAUCGUCAAAGCCUCCCUGCCUGAGAAAGCUCUCCAGGCCUGUGAUUUUCGUUGCCAUAUUUUUGACCGAAGGGUCAAUGAGUCAGCCUCGAUCUGUGGCAGACUGAAAAUGGCAGAUGCGGUGUCGGUAGGAACCCAGGCGCAUACACCCAAGAUCGCGCUGCGCCAGAUCUUUGGGCGGUUGGCUCUCAGAUCUGAGCUAUGCCGCGCGGCGGCUGAUGGCGGGCUGCUCAGCGUGGAGGUCUUCGCCAUGCUUGGUGAUACGGCCACGGCCGUUAAGACAUCUCUGCAGACACUGCUCCCAACAUCUACACUGGGCGCCGAUGCAGCUGCCCAGGAGCUCUCGCUGAUGCAGCUCGCCGCAGUGUGGCAUUCCUGCUUUGCUUUGCAAGGGCAGUUCGCCACGCGCAGGGCCAGGAUGGAAGAGGAUCCCACCAAGAUCCCUGAGAUGGCUCAAGAAGAUCAUGCAGAGUUCAGGUCGCGCUUUGUCACAGCGCACCCCGAUGUGAUCCUCUUGGAUGCUAAGGCACCACAUAAGAAGUUCGUGGAGAAGCUCAGCCGCGAUUUCUUGGUCCAUGGGAUGGUGCCGUUCUACACGGUGGCCGAGAUCCGCACCAGGGCCGACAGUAUCAUCCAGAAGUCAGGCCUCACCAAGAAUGCAGAGGAUCUCCUCACUAUUUCAAAGGUGGAUGAACCUGAUCAGGUCACUGAUGUUCACACUUUGCUGCACCGGGUUCACGCCUUCUUUAUGGCUCUGGAAUACCUGCACAUUUGCACCUACUCAAGGAAGGCCGGACCUCUCCGGUACAUGCAAGAGCUCGAGCAGUUCCGAGCUGAAUGCCCGGGACUGCCCUAUUUGCUCGCGGCCGACUCCUUGAUCAGGAAGAAGGUCAACCGUUUGCAGGCAGAACAGCGUGAGAUCUACAGCACCUUUGAGCUGGCGCUGCUAGAGGUCCUCGAGAACCACAAGUAUCUUUGGAAUGAUGCUCGCACCAAGGCAGUCUUGGCAAGGGUCGAUCGUACCAAGCCGGAACGGUCGGACCCCCAAGAUCAAGUGGUCGAAGGCGGUGUCGCUGCUCCGUCACCUUCCAAGCGCAAGAAGAAGCGCAACAAGAACAAGGGCAACAAGCCGGACGCCACAGAGGUCAAGCCUGUCCGCAAGGACCAGUUCGAUAAGAAGAAGGACACCAAGGUCGACAAGGACAAGCGGAUCCCUGAGUCCGAGUGGAAGGCGAUUUCACAAGCGGCUUCUGCGGUCUCUGGCCCCAAGCGCUGCCAUUACUUCAAUUCUUCUAUGGGCUGCGCUCUGGGCGACAAGUGCCGGUUCAAGACGGUUGAAGGGCGAUCUGCCCUGAAUGUUCUCCCCUCACCGUUUUGGGGUUCGAUGCAGCGGCCGACAGGGCCAGUUUUUCUAGAAAUUUUUGCUGGGGAGGCCGGGCUCUCGCAAGCCGUCAGUGCUCGCGGGGUGCCGAUUUUGCCCCCCAUCGAGAUCUCACCCAACAAUUUUGUCCUGGAACCAGUGGAUAUUUUGGAUCCUGCAGUUUUUCGUCAUGUGAAAUUUUUGAUCAAGGAGAAGCUGAUCAUUUUUAUUCAUUUUGGCACACCAUGCUCUUCUUUCAGCAUUGCCCGCAAAAAUGAUGGCGGACCCCCGCCGCUCCGUGAUCGGCAGCACUUGUGGGGGCGCCACGGGCUCAGCGAAAUGGAUCAGAAAAAGCUCGAAAUGGGCAACCAAUUUUUGAGGCUCACUGUCGAGUUGGCUCAGUUGUGCCACGCUCGAGGGAUUCGAUGGUCAGUUGAGAACCCAGCAACUUCGUUCUUGUGGUUGAUGCCCCCCAUGCAAGCUCUAGAGGCGUUGCCUGGGGUUAGGCGCUUUGUGCUCGAUAUGUGCCGUUUUGGGGCGCCUCACAAGAAGCCUACGGCUCUGCUUUCUUCGGCAGAUCUUCAAGCUCUGGCUCUUGAGUGCGACAGUGAUGUUCGCCCUCACGUCCAUGAGCCGCUCGUCGGCACCGUGAUCAUCGACAACAAGAAGGUCUACAAGACGAAGUUGGCGCAGGUCUAUCCCCCCGCGCUGUGCAGUGCGUGGGCGGAGACCAUUUUCCCUGCCACCCAAGAUCCUUUGGCUGCGACUUUUGACAUGGUCACGGCCCCUGGGGAUCGCAAGCGGCCGGUCGGCCAGGACUUGCCUUGGAAGCCCCACAAGCAGCAGCUCACUGCUGAGAAAGCAUCUGCUGCUGGUUACCAGCUCAAGCGCUCGGCUCUCCCGCCUUUGCUCGCGGUGGAACUUGAGCCAGGCCAGGCGGUGAAGGUGGCCUUGAACAUUCGCCACCCCUUCACCCUUGAGCCAGCACUUGAGCCAGAUCUUCAGGAGGCGCUCGCCAUGGUUGCUACACAGCCCGGUCAUGUGCUCGCUCACAGAUCAGGCGCUCUACAGUAUUGGGAAGCUCGUGCACGUGUGCUCCUGCCCGUGACAGACAAGAUCCUCUGCGCAGUGCCUGAUCUGCACCUGCGCCGCCUGUUACGUGGAGCACCUGAUGGCCAAGCCCCACAGCUCGGCAAGGUCACUCACAUUGCUCUCUGGCGCGAGAUGCUCCAGGCAGCCAAAUGCAUUGAUCACAAGCUCGUGUCCGAUCUUUUGCAAGGGUUCCCUAUCGUUGGCUCGAUCCAGCGCUCUAGGCGAUGGUCUCGCAUCCAGAAUGCCGAAGAGCCCCUCCCAGUGGACGAGCUCUGCAACAGGGCCUGGGAGUUCUCUGACAAGGUCAUAAAGAAUGUCAACAGAUGCGAAGUCACCGAGAACACCGAGAAGAUCUGGGAAGCCACUAUGGAGGAUGUGAGUGAAGGAUCUUCAUUUGGACCUAUGUUCUCGUUUGAGGAGGUCAGCCAAUUUUUGGGAACUACGAACUGGAUCCCGACCCAGAGAUUUGAGGUCGUCCAAAAGAAUAAGGUCAGAGGAGUGGAUAGUGCCACAGUCAACGGAGUCAACAUGGCCACGUUCAUCACCGAGAAGAUUGAGCUCCCCUCGACUGAUGUGAACGUUGCAGCUCUACGUUGGCUCAGAUCUCACGCAGCAGCCGGCUCCAACAUUCAGGGCUGGGUUCUGGACGAAAGAAAGGCUUACCGCCAGAUCGCCGUUCUGCCACAACAAAGAAGGAUCAAGCCGGCGCGAAAAGAUGAGCUCCUGGAAGAGAUCGACGCGAUACUGGAAGUUCAAGUUUUUCCACCAGGUCAAGCAGGCAAGCUCAGAGGCAAGCUGAUGUUCGGAGCGAUCGUCCUUUCUCUAGAACACUGGAGAUGGCUCAUUGUCGAGGGACCGCCUCGGCCCAUCCUUGAAACGAGACCGCGAUCUGCGGACUAUGUUUUGUUCACAGAUGGUAGUUUUCCGGAUGGCAAGCCUGGCUCUCCUCUGAAGCCGUGGAUCGGCGGCGUCCUCUUCAAGAAAGGCGAGGUUCCGCUCCAAUUUGGUUGCGAGGUCGACAGAUCUCUGAUCAAGAAGUGGUUGCCGAGAAAAUCACAGAUCGCAAUGGUCGAGCUCUUUGCUACGGUCGUGGCACUUAAGACGUUCGAGGGUCACCUGGCAGAAUCUUGGUCGCUCCUUCUGGUCGAUUCUGAAUCUGUUCAAGGAGCGCUGGUGAAGGGCUACUCUGCCCGCGAAGACGUCUGUGAGCUCGUAGGUGUCUUUGGAAAAUUGCUCUAG